Molecule: messenger RNA, 1089 nt
Organism: Paramecium sonneborni
Lineage: Eukaryota; Ciliophora; Oligohymenophorea; Peniculida; Parameciidae
Source: the annotation of a GenBank genome assembly
AUGGAAAAAAGCCUUAAUCCUGUCUUAAAAUAUCAUAAAAAAUUGAAAUAAUAGAAAUAGUAAAAAAGAAAAGAAGCACAUGAAAAACAGAAGAAAUACGAACGAAUGAAAUAAGAGAAAUUGUAAAAGAAGUAAUAGCAGGAUGCAGAAAAAUAGUAAGAUCCAGAGGAAGAAUCAUAAGAAGAAUAAAUAGUAAAAGAAAAUGCAUAGGAGAUAAUAAUUGAACCCCCAAUAAAUUUAGAAUAAAUAAAAGAUGAAAAAAUUAAAGUACCAGGUUAUUCAUAAGAAUUUUCAAAAAAAGCUAUAGAAAUAAAUAGAGCAUUUUUAGAUCCUUAAAAAAGAAAAUAUGUUCCAUCAUAUGAAACAAGGAUUGCAUCUUCAAUUAAUGAUAAACAGUUAGAAUAUUAAGCUAAACCUAAUGAGAAAAUAUAUAAAAGUAUGAAUAAUAUUAAUAAACUAGAUGCUGAUGGAGUGAUUAUUACAGAUGAAGUAUUAAAAAUAUUCGGAGGUAAAAUAGAUCCUUCAAAAAUAAAAAUUGGUUAUAAAUAGAAAUAAAUUUAAACUUAACAUUCUACAUAUGAUCCAUUUAGUAAAGUAACAGAAUAGAUGAACUUUGAUUAUAUUAAAAAUUUAGAAGAAUAGUUGUUACCAUAACCUCCAAUCUAACCUUUAGUUGAAAAAGAAGAACCUUAAAUCUAGAAAAAAAUAUUCUUACCUGAUGAAGAAUAGGUUGAAAAAAAACCAAUUUGUCCAGAUGUAAUAAUAAAGGAAAGUACUGUUAAAAAAUCUAAGAUUGAUUUAGCAAAUUAAUCAGUUCCUUUAAUACCACUUCAUUUAUAAAGGAAACAAAAUUUAUAAUAGUAACAAAAUAUUUAAUAAUAAUAAUAAUAGUAAUAAUAAUAAUAAUAAUAAUAAUAAUAAUAAAAACAGAAUUUGUUGUAAUCCUAAUAAUAAUAUCAUUAAUAAAUUAAACAAUAAUAAAUUAUUAACAAUCAGGAUAAUUUUAGAUAAAUAGUAAAAGAAAGUCAAAUGAAGAAAAAACCAGAAGAUGCAUUUUUAGAUUUCAUGAAGGAUCUCGAAAAGUUGUGA